AUGGACCAGGUCGCGGCCAAUGCGGAGGGACUGUGGGCGCGCAACCCAGUUGCCCUCGUUGGAGCUGUCGCUGGAGGGCGGCGACACACCGUCUACGGGGUGGCCACCUGCGACGGCGGCUUCAGCUGCGCCUAUCUCAACAACUCGUGGGCCAACCAGACGACGCCGAUGCCAGCGCGAGACGAACCCGCGCAUCGUCUUCGAGCGGCUGUUCGGAGACGUGGGAAGCACGAGCACCGAGGCGAGGCUGGGGCGCGCGCAGCGCGGCAGCGGAGCAUUCUCGACGCGGUGAUGGACAAGGUGGCCCGUCUGGAAGAAGGGCUGGCGCCGUACGACCGGCGCAAGCUCGACGAGUACCUGGAGGCCGUGCGGGGAUCGAGCGGCGCCUGCAACUGGCGGAGCAGCAGGCGGACCGGGAGCUGCCGGACGUAG
This is a messenger RNA of Geodia barretti, 432 nucleotides long. The record is from the annotation of a GenBank genome assembly. Lineage: Eukaryota; Metazoa; Porifera; Demospongiae; Tetractinellida; Geodiidae.